Molecule: messenger RNA, 2513 nt
Organism: Chelonoidis abingdonii (Abingdon island giant tortoise)
Lineage: Eukaryota; Metazoa; Chordata; Testudines; Testudinidae
Source: RefSeq, a predicted model, not a curated record
GAGAGCGAGCGAACUCGGGGAAAGUGCUGGGGAUGGGCAGGAAAGUGACUCGGACAAGGGCUGCUUUCCACCGCCCCGGAGUCCCAGCACCGCUGCUGCUGCCCGCCCGAACACACCCCGGCUCUGCCUGCCCUUAGCGCCUGCCCCAGCCCACCCUGCUCCGGGCAGAGCCAGCGCGCCCCCGACCAAUACAACAAUAAGCCAGUGCCCCCCGCCGGAGGACGGAAGAAGGGGACUGGUUACCGUCGAGGAGGCGGCUGUGUAUUCCACUGAGGGGCAGUGAGUGAGUGAAUCUGGAUCCCACGGACGAGAUGCAGGAGAACUAUGAGAAUGUGAUCUCACUGGCGGAGGAGAUUGCGAUCAGCUGGCCCCGGAUAACCGCAUUCGCCGAGUCACACAGGAGGAGAGGCUUGGUCUCUGAUGAUGGGAUGGUGAGUGAGAAUGAGGAGGAGGAUGCUCAGCAGGGAGGCCUUGAGAAGGUGGAUGCUCAGGGGACGAUGCCGGGCAAGUCCAAGGGAAGCGCUCCCCAAAGUGCUGAUGUGGGGAAAGCCAGCGAGGGCCCGCAGAAAGUGGAAGGACAGCCGAAGAAGCCCUCAGGCAAGAGGCAGGGCAAAUCCGCUCACCGUGGUUUCAAGAAGUUCCACCAGCGGAGCCUGCUGGGGCACAGCCGGUGCCAUGACUGCGGCAAGAGCCUGGGCUUCGGCUCGGGCUUCAACAAGCGCCCACGUCUGCGCACCGCCGAGAAGCCCUACAAGUGCAACGAGUGUGGCAAGUGCUUCCGGCUCAGUUCCACUCUCAUCACCCACCAGCGCCGCCACGCCAGCGAGAAGCCCUACAAGUGUGCCGACUGCGGCAAGAGCUUCAGUGUGGGCUCAGCCUUCAUCCAGCACCAGCGGGUCCACAGUGGCGGCGUCAAGCCCUGCCAGUGCAAUGUCUGCGGCAAGAGCUUCAGUGCCAGCACCAGCCUGGUCAAGCACCAGAAGCUGCACCUGGAAGAGAAGCCUUACAAGUGCGACGAGUGCGGCAAGGGCUUUAACUGGAACUCGCACCUGGAACGCCACCGACGCAUCCACACCGGUGAGAAACCCUACACCUGCCCUGAAUGUGGGAAGAGCUUCAGCUGGAGCUCCCACCUGGACCGCCACCGCCGCACCCACCUGGGCGGGGAGAAGGCCUGCAAGUGCACUGACUGCGGUCGUUGCGUUGGCCCUAAUGGCACCAAGCCCCAGCGCGGAGCAGGAGGAGCCACCGCCGCCGCCACCACCGAGAAGCCCUACCAGUGCCCCGAAUGUGGCAAGGGCUUCAACAAGAGUGCCACAUUGGCCAAGCACCGGCGUUCCCACACAGGUGACAAGCCCUACAAGUGCGAGGAGUGUGGCAAGAGCUUCGGGCUGAGCACCUCCCUGCUGCAGCACCAGCGGAGCCACGCAGUCGGCAAGCCCUACCAGUGCGGCGACUGCGGCAAGAGCUUUGCCUGGAGUUCCCACCUGGACCGGCACCGGCGCAUCCACAUGGGGGAGAAGCCCUACCGCUGCGGGGACUGCGGCAAGAGCUUCUCGCAGAGCUCCCACCUGGAGCGGCACCAGCGGGUGCACCUGGGUUCGGAGCAGCCCUGCCAGUGCACUGACUGCGGGAAGAGCUUCCUGGCCAGCGCCAAGCGGCGCCGCAUGCUGAGCGGGGAGCGUCCCUGCAAGUGCACUGACUGUGGGAAGAGCUUCCUGUGGGGCUCCCGUGCCAGGCCUUCCCCUGUGGCAGAGAGGACCCACAAAUGCACGGAGUGCGGGAAGAGCUUCACCUACCGGGCAGAGAACGUCAAGCACCAGGGCACGCAGACGGGCGAGAAGCCCUACACCUGCCCUGAGUGUGGCAAGAGCUUUGGGCAGAACUCGGCCCUGGUGAAGCACCGGCGCAUGCACACCGGCGAAAAGCCCUACAAGUGCGAGGACUGCGGGAAGAGCUUCAGUGUCCGCUCCAACCUCAUCAAGCACCAGCGCACCCACCUGGGCGAGAAGCCCUACAAGUGCCCUGACUGCGGCAAGGGCUUCAUCCAGAAGUCGGACCUGACCAAGCACCGGCGCAUGCACACUGGGGAGAAGCCCUACAAGUGCAAUGUCUGUGGGAAGUGCUUCAGCGUCAGCUCCAACCUCAUCAAGCACCAGCGCAUCCACCUGGGCGAGAAGCCCUACCAGUGCUCUGAGUGCGGCAAGAGCUUCAUCCAGCGCUCAGAGCUCACCAUCCACCAGCGCGUGCACACUGGCGAGAAACCCUACAAAUGCCCCGAGUGUGGGAAGUGCUUCAGCCGCAGCUCCCACCUCAACCGGCACCAGCGCACCCACACCGGCGACAAGCCCUCACUGCUCUCCGCCACCAAGAACUCCGCUGCUGCUGCCGCCAGCAACCCCCUGCAGGCCUCCUCUGCCUUCUCCUCUGCCUCCUUCUCCUCCCCGCUGGGCACCUCCUCCAACUUUGCUAAGUAUUUCAGACAAGGGAAAGAAAUCAAUGCCAUCUGGUAG